This is a messenger RNA of Peronospora belbahrii, 600 nucleotides long. NCBI's taxonomy places the organism in Eukaryota, Oomycota, Peronosporomycetes, Peronosporales, Peronosporaceae. The record is from the annotation of a GenBank genome assembly.
AUGGACGCCAAGACGCAAAGUUUACUAAGUGGUGUAUACGCUUCUUUAGGCCUCGUGUUUGUCGCAUUAGCCAAGCUCAACUGGCUGUCCAAGGGCGCGUCUGCCGCUUUCCUCUCUCUCAUAUGGCUGGGCUUUGUGCUCGCCAUCUCGUGCACUGAGUCAUGGCUCAAAUUCCGUGCACCCUUCAUGCCACGCCAUCUUGCAUUGGACCUAGGCCGCACUAUGUUUGCUGCCCUUAACGCCGUGGAAAUUGGUAUCUGCGUGGGGCUUUGGGUACUGUACUACGUGGUGUCGUCCACCUCAGGCGAUGCUGUGUGGCGCCUUGUUAUCGUCACGCUUCUUGUAGUGAUGCAGAUUGCAUGGCUAUACCCCAAGCUAGAGCUUUCGGCCGAGUUUGCAAUCUAUGAGGAGCUGAAGGAGUUAGACAAUGAGAACCUGUCGUUUAACCAAAAGAUGCAGUUGGGAGAGAUGCGUCAUAAAGUCCAGAUUCAAAGCAAACCGGCCAAGAUCUACCACAUUUUGUACAUGGGAUGUGAGACUGUCAAGAUUCUUACGCUUGCUAGCUAUGCACUGCAUUUCCUCAAGACUAUUCCGGUGUGA